UCCCUCCCGCCUCUCACCCAACCACCGUCGCCUCCCUCCCUCCCUGGGCUGCUCCUCCUCCUCCUCUCUCCCCUCCCUCCCCUCCUCCUCCUCUUCCCUCCCUUCUCCUCCCCAACCCGGGCCCGGCGACGAGGGGCAAUGGUGCUGCUGUCUUGCGAGCUUCGCAGAGACGACAGCCGCACCAUGGACGCGCGUCCCCGCCAGCACGCGGUGUUCGAAGCGGGCGGCUUCACGUGGUCCAAGUAUAACGUGAGUUAGCCGGGACACGGGGAGGGUGGGGAAGAGGUGGGGUGAGGAAGCGGCGAGGCAGUGGUGGUGUAGAGGUGAGGAGGACUUGGUGAAGGGGAGGAGGAGACGUACUUGGAGUGGUGGUGGAGGAGGAGGAAGAGGAGGAGGAAGACGAGAAAGAGGACAACACGGGGCAGGCAAAGACGACGACUGGACGGUGGUGAUGGGGGAGGAGGUGACGGCGAGGAGGAUGGAGGAGGUGGAAGAUGAGAUGAUGGUGGCUGGUGGAGGUGGCCGCUCCGUUCCGGAGCUGAUGGGGAGGAGGAGGAGGAGGCCCUGUUCAGCUUCUGCUGUCACUGCUGUGCUGUGCUUUUGGUUUGCUGUUGGUGCUGUUGCUGCCCAGAAUCCCAACUAUGCCUCCAACUCAAGCCAACUACACCUUUUGCCCAAGAGCUAUGCAGAACUGGACAAUGGAAAUGCUUCCCAGCUCCGUGACUACUCUGGCCAUCAGCAAGGCGUUGAGCACGCAGAACCAUCUGAAGGACACAACCUUACGGCCGAACAAGCUGGAGAAGCGGGUCCUUCCGUCGCUUCCACUUUAGGCCCCACUCCUAAUCAAGACUACGAACAGCCAAAGUGGCUGCCAAGUCACGCCGAUCCACGCCGAGAGCUACGUGAGAAGCCUGUUCACGGUCGCACCGGAAGAUCCACGGAAGCCGGCGAAAGCGGCCAGUCGAAUGUUCUGCUCUCAGGGAUAUCCCAGCACCGCCGACUGGACUUUAAGGAAGCGAUAGGUGGAAGUGGAAGAAACGGUGAGGACAUCGGGCACCUACGUGGAAGGAGGACCAGGAGCGCCAGGGAGACGGACACGUUUACAGAAUUGCAAACAAAACUACCAAAGAAUGUGAGAAACCAUGACGUCGAUGGCCUGUCCGAACAAGAGCACAGGCUUAGAAGCUACCAUCGGCAUCAUCCAUGGAUUGGAACGCCCUAUGAUGGUGUCUCAGGACCCAGGGAAUCCAGGGAAGGCCACUGGAGAGAUUCACCAGGCGAACAGAGAGUCGGCACCACCAAGAAAAUCAGACACAGGCGGAAGAAACCAAGCGUGCAACAGAAACGCAGACCCAGCAUCAGCACCAUCCUAAUCAAGGACAGCAGCUCCCCAGAAGACAUGCACGUCGCGGACUCCAAGCCACGAACACCUGUUGGCCACAGCUCUCGACACAUCCCGCUGCGACGUGAAAGGAAUCCCAGGUUGGAAGAAAAUGCAGAGCAUCUGCUGGCUGAAUUGGUUGAGACUCAUCGAGGAAGGUCGGAACCACGGUUAGGUCAUCAGAAGAUGUCAGCUGGAGUGGCCGGACUAAAGCAAUCAACAUCCCAGCAGGGCCAACUCGACACAAGCAGAAGGCAACACCACGAUGAGAAGACAAUUGAGCAGGUUGGGUCCCCAGCAGAAGGUGAAGAUGCACUGGACAGUAUGUCGAGGGAGACACUGGCAGUCGAUUUGCCAGCCGGGCAUGAAAUGUACUCAAACCCACCAAGAUUCGCGCCUAUUUAUAGAACUUCCGACAACUCAGCAGCACCAACAAAUGAAGACAACCAUGGCUUGGAUGUGGAAAUGGCAAGCGCGGUGUCGGCGGCGCCUGGCACUAGCAACAGCAGCAGCAGCAGCAACAACAACGAGAGCGCCGGUGAAGAGAGCCGGUCCCACUACUGGCGCGUGGACCCGCAGUCCGGGGUGGAGGUGCUGUGCGACAAGUGCCCAGCUGGCACGCGCGUGCUUUCGCACUGCACGGCGAACGAGCUGCGUGUGUGCGUGGCCUGCAAGUCCGGCACCUUCUUGGGGCACGAGAACGCGGCGAACGGCUGCCGGCGCUGCGGGCCGCCCUGCGGCGAGUCCGAUGGCGUGGAGCGGGCGCCGUGCACGCAGCGGCACGACCGCGUGUGCGCGUGCCCGGCAGGGUGGUACGCGCGCGACGGCGGCGACGGCGUCGGCGAAGGCGGCGAAGGUGGCGACGGUGGCGAUGCGCUGCCCGGGGGGCGCUUGCGCUGCGCUCCGCACACCAAGUGCCCGCCCGGAUGGGGCGUCCGACGCAGGGGCACGGAGACUCGAGACGUCAGAUGCAAGCAGUGUUCCCGCGGCACCUUCUCCUCCGAGGAGUCGUCGACCACCCGCUGUCGGCCCCACACGGAUUGCGCGCUGCUGGAUCUCCACAUCGCCUCCCCGGGUGACGGACGCCAGGACAACGUGUGCGGCGGCAGCGGGGGCUCGGCAGGAGAAGAUGGUGGAGUGGUGGACGCUCGGGCAGAGCCGAGCAGCGUCCCCACGCCAGCCAGUGCCGCCCUGCCUGGUGGGGCAGAGGAGGAGGGUGGGGUAGAGCUGGUGGCUCCAGCCACACCACGUUCUAGCGGUGAGCAUCACCUGGACCCACUUCCUCUGCCCAGUGGUGCUGACAGCAGCUAUGCACCUUCACCCUCAGGGCUCCAACCACAGCCAGGAGAUCCUCAUCAGCAGGGCCUGGUUACAUCACCACUCACUCUGGAGAGCCGAGGUAGUGCCAUUUGGCAAACCAAUCCCGAAUCUGAUGUCGCUACCACUGCGUUCAGCUCCGACAUCCCAAUCACACCAGUGGGCGACAGCGCGCACACCUUCAGCGCUCAAAGCGAGAGUGGCAGAAACAUGACCAAAUUGCCAAAGCGCGCAGUGCCAGCUAUAUCCGGAGACAGCACCUCCGGUGAAGCCCCCACGAUGCAAGCGCGGCCCUCCCUCGACGAUGUCGACCGACGCGACAAGGCAUCGCCACCGUCAAGGGAGCCACCCCGUCGCUGGCCAUCCCUCUCUGGCUCAUCGGCGGCAAACAUUCCGCCUGGGUUCAGCAGGAUUCCUUCCCGCUCGUCAUCAGGCCGUGCUCUGGCCAAGCCUCCACAGCCUCCGCCAGCGCCCUUUGACAUCAACGAGCACGUGGCCUGGCUGGUGGUGGUUUUCAUCCUGCUGCUGCUCGUGGUGGCAGUGGCGUGCAGCGUGUACCGCAGCUCGCGAGCACUACGCAAGGGGCCUGGAGAGCCGCCCGAGACCAUCCGCCAACGAGCCGUGCCGCCCCAGAUGCAGCAGCAGCAACAGCAGCAGCAGCAGCAUCAGCAGCUGCCCCAUCACCACCACCAUCACCACCACCUCCACCAGCAGCAGCAUAGUCAGAGGGCGAGAGGGCAGUCCCGCACGCAGCUCAACCUGCAGAUCGCUGAACCGGCGAACAAGUGGGUCUUCAGCUACCAGGGCCAACGCGUGGACAUCCUGCUUCUCGUCGCCGGCCACAUCGGCUGCCAGUGGAAGGAGCUGUACCGCGCGCUACUCGCCUCGGCCGCCUCCUCGUCCUCCUCCGCGGCGGCAACGACGGCGGCGGCGGCGGCGGCGGCGGCGGCGGCGGCCGAGGACCCGACGGCAAUGGUGGACGAGUCGGCGCACGCCUCCUACCAAGAGGCGGCGUACGCCGUGCUGCUCGGGUGGACGGUGCUGGACGCCGAGGCCAACCUGGCGCGCCUCAUCGGGGCCCUGCGCACGUGUGGCUGGAACAGCCUCGUAGAGCGCAUCCGCGCCAUCAUGGAGGACUCCGCGCUGACGGAACGGGACGAGGUGGGUCCUCUGCCGGUGGUGCUUUGCGCCGGGCGGGGUACGCGAGGGUCCCUGGCGCCGGGGUCUGACGCGGGGACGCUGUCGGGGGCCGGGGUCGGGGCCGGUGGCGAGGGGCGGCUGGGCCUCCACACGCCCGUCGGUGGGGCCUGCAAGCCGGGCCGCACCGCCCCCUUCCAGGACGAGUCGGAGCCGCUGCUGCGCUGCGACUCCACCUCGUCCGGCUCGUCCACCGGCUCCGCCAAGGCCUGGUCCUUCAUCGCCAAGGAGAAACGAGACACCAUCCUACGGCAGGUGCUGGCCGACUCGCUGCAGCUGCAGCCCAUCUUCGACGACGUCUUCUCGCUGCUCUCGGUGGAGGAGCUGCGCGCCGUGGAGGCGUGCGGCCAGCCCGACGAGAAGCUGGAGCGCAUCUUCGACAUCCUCGGCUGCAAGAGCCGCGAGGCGAGCCAGCGCCUGCUCGACUCGCUCUACGAGCACCUGCCCGAGCUACUGUGAGGCGCCGUUUGGCAGGAGACCGCCGGCGCCGGAGUGGUCGCCCUCUUACUUGGGUCGUGGACCGAGCCGCUGUAAAACUCGCGCACGUGCGCACAGCCCUGAGCUCUCUACCUUGCGUCAUCUCCGCAACGCAAACGCCCAGUUAUUUUUGCGGGCAGAAGAAGAUGUUGCGGAUUCACCGGGGUUUGCGCCGGGUUUCAGAACGCAUCCGCGAGUUAACUUUUGCCCCACCUCCGCAACAACCCUCGACGCUUGGCCGGCGGAGACCAGUCGGCUACAGCCUGAAACCAGCUGCCGUGCUCGCACACGCACACACACGCGCGUAUACACGCACACGCGUUUACCCGUGAGCGAGCGUCUGUGCGCGCAUCACGUGACUCCCUCACAAACACGGUCAGUCUGAACGCCCCGACCGGGCGGUCAUGCCUGGUGUCGCAUAUUUCUCGUCGUGGGACACCUUGCACGUGUAACGACAGGUGAACAAACGCCUGGAAACAGGCGCCAACGGAAUUAUUGCGCCCAACCAAUAGGCGUGGAGCUGCCACAACAAAGCUUUCUUCCCUAGAUGCACCGAGCGGGCAAGUUGUUGUUUUAUCGUACACGUAAUGUUCGUCUGCGUAAGCAGUUUCUGACUAAUAUUCGGUGAACCCAAAUGCAUGACAAGUAAUUGUCCGAAAGGGUAACGAGUCGAGUAACACCGCCAGCUCGUUAACUCCCUGCACGUGCAUGCGUGUUCUAAUUCAAAUAUUUACACUUCAAGCACUUGCUUGACUGGCAUUCACAAGGCGGUAUAAGCAAAGACAAGUUUAUUCGUAGGGAGGCUAAUCGUGUUUACUAUUUGAUAGCGUUUUCUUGUUUAGCACAUCAACCCUUUAAGAGCGACAACGUCUCUUGAUCAUUUGUCGAGUGGUUUCCCCUGCACGGCACUUACUUUACACGUUGCCCCGAGUAAGUCCCUGAGCAUCUUCUUCUCCUUGCCAGUUUCCCAUUUUAGUUCCUUUUUUCAUGGAAACAAUGCCGCAACGCAUCGAUGUGGUUUUACUAUUCUGUGGUUGUCGUCAAUGUGCGUGCCAAGUCGGUAGCGUGAUCGUUUAUAAGGUUUUUUUUUUGUUGGCAACCCCCCCCCCCCCCCAAAGGAGUGCGCACGAUUGUCACGUGCAAGUGGGCAUCAGUCAUUUUGUUUUCCAAUUUGAAUUAUGUUUCACUGCACUACUUAAUGGUACUGUGUUUUGUCGCCAAGUGUAAUGUAUUUAUGUAUGUUACUAAGUACUGUGUGUGUUUCAUGCGUUCAUAGAUUAUUAGUACUUUAGCGGCCAUACAAACAUCGGUUAAAGACAUGAAGGGAUUUUUUUUUUCCUCGGUGGAAGGAUACGGUUUCCCAUGCCCUCUUUGUAAUGUAAAACUGUAUAUACGUAAACAUUCACGUGUGUAAUGGGUGUGUUAUGUUUCCAUAUUUACCUGCAUGUGUCUUUCCAUGUGUACACAGCAUAUACAUGUGUGUGUGUGUCUCUACCCAUGUCAUCACAUUAUUACUCCAGAGAAAAUGCUCAAAUCACUUCACUCGGUGACGCGCAAACAAUAUAUGGCUUUAUCUAAAACCCAACCUGGCAAAUUUCUGAUAACGUUACAGAGUUGUAUUUUAAAAAAAAAGACUUGUCUACUUUUGUAGAGGUGGUGAUACCUACAAGAAAACCUAAAUUGACUUUUAAACAUAGAUUCGUUUGUGGAAAGUGUAAGUAAAUUAAGUUAGAGCAGCACUUACGACGGACAACAAUUACUUGCAAGUUAUUAUUCUGGCAAAGCUUCACGCUCACAGAACUAGCGCACGAUUGUUAAACAAACGAGGCCCCUGUGUAUUUCAGCCAAUGUUAAUAUUGAUGUUAGAAACUUGUGCUCAGAGCUUUUGGGAGUUGCUUUCUCUGUUGUACUGGAAUAUCUGCAGUCAAUGCAAUUGAGAACGAGAGUGGCAUAAGCAUGGCAUUGACAAAAGCUAACUGGCGUUGAUAUAACGUCCCGAUUGAGCCAGUUUGUGCUUUAGCCAUCGUAUUUCUGUGCUCCGUCUGCUGGACAUUAAUUUGGUUGCUGAUGAAACAUUAAUUGGAAACGUUUAACGCAGCUUCGGCAUCCCACAACUGCGCUGUUUUGACGAGCUGCAACGGAAGCUUUUGAGCAAGAGCCGCCUGUGAUCGUCUGCUUCAUAACGGCUGGACAAGCACUCGCCUUAAAUUACAUAAAUCGAGACUGAUGCACCGCAGUGGCACCAACAACCGGGGACCAAGGCAUUCUCCUGUAGAAGAUGGCGAAGAUGCUUUCCGAACCUUCCCGUGUGACUUUGGCAAGUGAACGGGCAUUUCGCGUGGACCUUUCGUAGUGAAAUUUACCGCUGGCUUGAGAAGACGACGUCCGUCACGGCAGGCCUGCAUAUAUCCGCAAGGACAAGCGACGUGAGCGCACACUCGCACGCCCAAAAGCAUAUCGCGUCCCGUCUCGAGCAGAACCCGUCCAUUGCUCUGGGAGUAACAACGCGAGAGGCCUUUAUUUCGCACAGGGUAUGCGUCUUAGCCACCGAGCGAGAUCGGAAAAUGUGUCGCUGAUGAUUUCAAAAAAACGUAACUGUUGCGGAUUAAGUAUAUAUUGGUAUAUCAACCACAAGCACAGCUUGUAUUGCUGAGUAGUGUGGAUAAACCUCCCCCUGCCCAUGCAUGCAAGUAUUCCGUCGGUGAGUGCUGUUGUGCUGACGUGGUGUAUGUUGUGUAGACAAAAUGCACUGUGCGCGCGCGCGUGUGUUUGUAAACGGUUAGACUACAAAUUAUCCUGUGUGUUCUUGCCGGAUGGUGUUGCUGUAGUUGGGAUAUUUUAAAGCUUUCGGCUCAAAGCCUUAUUUAACGAUUGCCUCUUAAACAAGUGCUUCUGGAUAUCUUGGCUAUGAGGCACGCACACGUGUUUGUUUAUUUUUUAAUUUGUAACGUGGAAGUUUCGCCACUGAGCGAUUGGUAUUCGCCACCGAUUUCAGUGGCUCUGAAGGGAACAAGUGCAGUUCACUUUGGAGUGGAGUGUGUAUACGUAAACAUGUGGGAGAUACUCUUUUGACACAUUUACACUAUACUCUUGAACACCAACCACCACUUGAUAGUUAAUGCUCUAUUUAAAUUAUUACUAAACGCACUUAUGAACACCUUUUGGCUGUGCAGGCCAUUGCCAUCGGAAACGUGGCAUUUCAGUACGUUUGUGUAAAAGCGUUUGCCGCGCGUUAAUUCUGGUAGUUACUCCUUCAAAUGCUGUACUAUUUUUUAACAAAAGUGAUGUGCGGCAGAUUUGCAGGGCGAGUGAUUCCUUUAAUGGCUCCAUGCCAACGGUGCAAUGAUUGUUUAAUGUAGGUGUAAUCUUUCAGGUGCUUCUGUUUUUAUUUCGUAUGCUGAUGUUUUGGCACACCUUUAUUGAAUUACCACGUUUGUCCGGUUUGCUGUUUUUGGUAAUUUUUUUUCCUUAUUUGUCAUACGUUUAGAUUUUUUUGUAUGUGUGUGUGUGUGUUUUGGUGACAUGCGAUCCAUUCCUGGCAGUCUUGCAGGAAAGGCCCUUCGGAGAUUGUAACGGACAUCGCCCCGCUCAUUUAGUUCACCUUACCUGUUUAGCCAUGGGUUUGUUUGCUUGAUACACAAUUAAAUGUUCAACAUUUAAAACUC
Molecule: messenger RNA, 8037 nt
Organism: Petromyzon marinus (sea lamprey)
Lineage: Eukaryota; Metazoa; Chordata; Hyperoartia; Petromyzontiformes; Petromyzontidae
Gene: TNFRSF21
Product: TNF receptor superfamily member 21
Biological process (GO): adaptive immune response; oligodendrocyte apoptotic process; negative regulation of B cell proliferation
Cellular component (GO): plasma membrane
Molecular function (GO): protein binding
Source: RefSeq, a predicted model, not a curated record